UAUCAUCAUCUGGGCUGGAGGAGCUGCUCAUUUCACUGCCUGCAGCACUGAGACAUUACCAAGAUGCUGAAAAAACUCCUCAACUAUCUUCGUAGUGACAAAGCCGGCCCCACCGGGGCAGUCAUCGUGAUGCUCGGCAUCGUUUCUUAUAUGAAGCUCUAUUUCUUGAGUUGCAACGUCCAAACUUUUGAAUGCAAUGAAAUCAUGGCUGUGCCGUUCUUCUUAGUGUUCUUCUUAAUGCUCCUGAUAGAUCAGACAUUUCGGAGCGCAGCGAAAAACGCAGGCACGCUUUUAUGUCUUGUAGUGAAGCGCGUUUUCAGAGCGAUUUCAAUCGGUCUGCUGUGGGUCGUAGCUAUGCUGAUACUUACAAACUGGUAUGUUUGCUGCAACACUGACGAAGAAACGAGGAUGCUGUUCCGCAAAGAUCGACUUAAGCCCGAAGAAGAAGCUCGAAAAACUGAAGUGAUAAUCAAGUCAAAGCUCAUCGCUUAUUCUCUGCUCCUGGGUAUGACUGUUGUAACUUUCUUUGUCAAUUGGAGUGGAUGGAGAAAAUACUUUAUAAACAAAUUUAGUUGUUGCAACAAGAAAACUUUUUAUUACAAACUGAUUCUGGAAGAGGAGAAAAAGGUUCUGGAGGAGCUUCUGAGGAAAGAAGCAAACGAGACCUUAACUAAAGAGAUUCAGAGCAACAUAAACAGGAAAGACUGGGACGGCUGUUUUAAUGUUGCUCAGCAAAUGAUCAAUAAAGCCAAAGAACAAAAACCAACAGCAACAAACGAGGACUUCAAGUGGAUCAGCGAGGGGAGCGCCACAGGAGGGGAGCAGGAUCAUGGAGCAGCACAUCAGCAGGCACAAAAUUAUGAGCUUCACGCAGUGCCACAAGAGUUCAAGGAAAACGUGCCAUUAUUUGGUCAAUCUGCCUAAAAGAAAAUCAAGUGACGCAGCUACAGAAACAAAGCAAGUGACCACAAAGAGUUCAUGCUCAUCCAGCCUCCAUUUCCUGCUGCUUAUCUGGGUCCUGGUCCAGCAGCCUAAGCAGAGACGUCCUGAUCUCCAUUUGCCUGCCGCCUCCUCCACCUCCUCAAGGAUGGCACUGAAACAUCUGCAAGUUAGCCGAGAGAUGCAUUCUCUCUUUGUCAGAGUGGAUAAAGUGCCGGUUCUUUGCUGUUGCUGUUUGUAAUGAUAAAACAUAUCAUGUUUUAUAUUUCUGAUAUUUCAGCUUUCUUUUAAUAAACUUGUAAAUCGAGUGCUGUAAACAAAUAUUCAUUAAAAUAAUCUGCUGUGCUAAAAAAAAAGUCAAAGGCUCUGACCUGUUUACUUAGUUCAUUUUGGCCUGACAGUGCACACUGUAAACCCAGAUUUUGAUUUGACUUAAAAAUAUGGAGUUCAUAUUACUUAAAAUUGCCUAGUGUGUGAACAUUACUUGUUAAUGCUGAGUAAGCUGAGCUGUUUCAUGUCCUUUUUUAUUGGAAGUGUUUUUAAGUCCAAUCAACAGCUCCUACUGAAAUAAACAGACUGGCAUGAUGAGCAGUAGCACGGUGGUGUGGUGGUUCACUUUUGCCCUUUUAUUAACAAUUAAAUGGUUGCUGUGUGCUGCAACCAAAAUAAAACAGUAACAACAACCAGACUGACUCGGACAAUGUCGAGAGGGAACCCGGCAUGCUUGAUGCCGAAAUCGCCCAACUGUUCAACUCAGACACUGAAGAUGAGGAAUUUGAUGGAUUUGUGGAAGAUGAAUGAUUUAAA
Archocentrus centrarchus (flier cichlid) is the source of this 1746-nucleotide messenger RNA. RefSeq lists its product as uncharacterized. Bases 64 to 924 code for a protein of 286 amino acids. The transcript is spliced from 4 exons. Lineage: Eukaryota; Metazoa; Chordata; Actinopteri; Cichliformes; Cichlidae. The record is from RefSeq and is a predicted model, not a curated record.